AUGCAUUUCGCAUUGCCUCCGCGGAGGAGCCCCCAUCCUCUCCCAGGCGCUCGCUCGUCGCGAUUACCGUUGCACCGCAGGAAACAGCUCAAGACGAUCGCCUUGAUCGCUUUCGCGGUUCUUUCUAUUCUCUACCUGCUCUCCCACUUCUACUCCUGGAGCUCGACUAUCAAGGCGCCGGCUGCAACGGCAGGUGUGGUGAUCGUGACGUUGCUGGAUCAUGAACGUUUUAGUGAGAGCUAUAUCAGCAAGGUUGUCGCUAACAGAGAAGACUAUGCGAAGCGCCAUGGGUAUACCAACUUCUUCGCAAGCGUCUCCGACUACGAGGAAGCAUUCGGCGACUCCCCCCGAAGCUGGGCUAAGGUUCCAGCCGUCCGCCAUGCUAUGGCUCUCAAUCCUACCUCGAAAUACUUCUUCCAUCUGAGCCCGCACGCCCUCAUAAUGAACCCGGCGCAGUCCCUCAAAUCACACCUUCUGGACCGCAGCCGUCUCGAGUCGGUCAUAUUGAAAGAUGUCCCCGUUGUGCCGCCGGAUAGCAUUAUCAGGACAUUCUCGCAUCAGAAGGAGAAGGACGUCGAUCUUAUCUUGACGCAGGACGUCGAGGAUCUCAAUCCGGGCAGCUUCAUCCUCAAGAACGGUGACUUUGCUCGCUAUUUCUUGGAUCUGUGGUUUGAUCCGCUUUUCCGAAACUAUAACUUCGCUAAGGCGGAGACUCAUGGGUUGGAUCAUAUCAUGCAAUGGCAUCCCACUGUCCUCGCCCACACUGCCCUGGUCCCUCAGCGGUAUUUGAAUGCUUUCAGCAAAGACUCGACGGGUCCUUCUCCCGAUGGCUCGUACAAGGACGGUGACUUUAUCAUUCGCUUCCCUGCGUGCGAGGAAUCCGAGACUGGUGACUGCCCAGAGCUCGAGGCUUAUUAUAAGCUAUGGCAGAAAAAGAAUAAAAGCGAGCGAGACGCCUGA
Molecule: messenger RNA, 960 nt
Organism: Penicillium cinerascens
Lineage: Eukaryota; Fungi; Ascomycota; Eurotiomycetes; Eurotiales; Aspergillaceae
Product: putative alpha-1,6-mannosyltransferase subunit
Exons: 3
Coding region: 1-960 (319 amino acids)
Biological process (GO): protein N-linked glycosylation
Cellular component (GO): mannan polymerase complex; Golgi membrane
Molecular function (GO): alpha-1,6-mannosyltransferase activity
Source: RefSeq, a predicted model, not a curated record